Molecule: messenger RNA, 2229 nt
Organism: Sardina pilchardus (European sardine)
Lineage: Eukaryota; Metazoa; Chordata; Actinopteri; Clupeiformes; Clupeidae
Gene: dyrk4
Product: dual-specificity tyrosine-(Y)-phosphorylation regulated kinase 4
Exons: 12
Coding region: 4-1362 (452 amino acids)
Biological process (GO): peptidyl-serine phosphorylation; peptidyl-threonine phosphorylation
Cellular component (GO): cytoplasm; cytoskeleton; nucleus
Molecular function (GO): protein serine/threonine kinase activity; protein serine/threonine/tyrosine kinase activity; ATP binding
Source: RefSeq, a predicted model, not a curated record
GAAAUGCAGAAGAGCUUUUUUACAAAUGAGGAGGAGAACCAAAAGGCUUCACAAACUGAAACUUUGAGUUCAUCCAUAGAGAAUCCUUCAGAUUCUGUAACCAAUGGACGUGUUUUGAAGAAGACCAAAAAAGAGAGGACAUGUGAAAAACAAAGUCAACUAAUGUCACCCACAGAAACACUGAAGCAUUUCCACUGUCACCUCACAAAGUUUGAGCUGGAGGAAAUCAUGGACUACUCUGAGAUAUGGUACUUGGGUCUGGGAACAAAAAAGAUUGAGGGCUCGCAUGGGACAUCACCGAAUUCUGGCUAUGAUGAUGAGCAUGGCAAUUACAUUGUGGUUCCACAUGAUCAUAUUGCAUUCCGCUUUGAAGUUCUGGAGAUGAUUGGGAAAGGAUGCUUUGGCCAAGUCUUGAGAUGUCUUGAUCAUAAAACAAAUGAAGUAGUUGCAAUUAAGGUUAUCCGCAACAAGAAAAGAUUCCACCAUCAGGCCUUAGUAGAGUUGAAGAUCCUUGAUGCUUUGAGAAGAGGAGAUGAUGACAACAGCCACAACGUCAUCCACAUGAAGGAAUACUUCUACUUUCGCAACCACCUCUGCAUUUCAUUUGAGCUGCUGGGGUUGAACCUGUAUGAACUAAUUAAGAAGAACCAUUUUCAUGGCUUCAGUUUGGCACUGAUCCGUCGCAUAGCUCACUCCUUACUUAAGUGUCUGCAGAUGUUACAAAGAGAGAAAAUCAUCCACUGUGACCUUAAACCGGAGAACAUCCUUUUGUGUCCAAAGAGCCAGGGGAAUAUUAAAGUGGUUGACUUUGGAUCCAGUUGCUAUGAAAAGCAAAGAGUGUACACCUACAUCCAAAGCCGCUUUUACCGCUCCCCGGAAGUGAUCCUUGGGCACCCUUACAGCAUGGCUAUUGAUAUGUGGAGUCUGGGCUGUAUCCUUGCAGAGCUAUAUACUGGUUACCCUCUUUUUCCAGGAGAGAGUGAAAUGGAGCAAAUUGCAUGCAUUGCUGAGGUGGUGGGAAUGCCUCCUGAUUACUUUAUACAGACUGCAUCCAGACGGAGAGUAUUCUUUGAUUCCAAGGGAAACCUCAAGAAUGUUACUAACAGCAAGGGAAAAGAACACCAUCCUAACUCAAAAGACCUGGCUAGUGUUUUGAGGACAGAUGAUACUUUUUUCUUGGACUUCCUUAAGGGCUGUCUUAAGUGGGACCCGAGUAAGCGCAUGACACCUGAUGAGGCCAUGCAACAUGAGUGGAUUCAGGAGUGUUUUCAUCAGACUGGCAUGAAAAUUCACCCAGACAGAAAAACUGCCGACAUACCAGACCAGAUCAAGAAAGGCUCAUUCAGGAUGAACUACGGCUGACUUCAUACGUCAACAAUACCUGCCAGUGUCGGCCGGGAGAAGCUAGAAAAGACAGCAGACUGCCCCGGACACACCGGCUGAAGUCUACCUGAUGUGACUCAUGGGAAACAUCGUGGGAAAUAAUGCAGAAUUUUGUUUGCAUUGCAUACAGUUUAAAUUCCCUUCCUAUUCAUUAAAAUGAACGUGAUGACUGACAAAAUAAAUUACCUAUGAUGUUGUUUCAAUAAAACAUUGUUGUCAUACAUUUACAGGCCUGCACUGUGGCACAUAAAAUCAGUAGUCUAUUAAUUGUUUUCUCUAUGUGUGUGUCAUUAGAUGAUUUUUGUUCAUUUUCACACAUUCCAGACUAUCGAUUUAAACGUCUAUGUUGAUAGAAUAUUGUUAGCAAUAAAGCUAGCCUGUCAUAAACUCUGGGUUCACAAACUACAUUGUUGGUGCUUCGUUUUAUGUGUAGAGAGCAAGCUGCUGACAAGGUUUGGUGCUGUUCUGAGCAAUACUACUGGUUAAAUCGGCUCUAGCUUUGCCAGUGCUGUUGUGUUUGAUCAACAAAAAAUACUGUCGCCAUGGCUUAUUUGAUGUAUUUUCAUACAGAAAAACACAUUUUGGUCAAUUUUUGCCGAAGUUACACUUUAAAGUUAAUCUGCCCGAGGCAGGAAAAUGCUGAAGAAUAUAUAUGUACUGUACUGUACUGCAUUGACUUUUUACUUCCUUAGAGUAGCCACAUGCUGUGUGGAUCACAUGCUAUGUCCAAGAAGUAUCCAUUUAUGUAUAAUUGUGCAUGUACAGUAUGAGGACUUUGGAAAAGACUUGUAUGUAAGUACUCAUGUGAUUUGUAUUACUAUGUAACUAAGAUGGGGACUUGCCCUU